AUGGCUUCAAACAUUCCAAUUGAUUUGAACAAACCUCCUUACGACGUAGAAGAUGCAGUCUCGAGAUCUUCACAAAAUAUUAUAAUCGAGCUAAAUGCCGACGAAACCCGAAAAUUGGAUACCAUGUCCGAAUCAUCUGUGGAAGAGAUAGUUAGCCAGCAAGCCAAUGGUGAAGAAGAAGAUAGAGACAUUGAAGGUGUAGUUCAAGGGCACGUAAUAUCGGGUGGGCAAGAAAUUUUCAAUGGGUUUGACGGCCGCAAUGGUGAAGCAGGAGAAACAAGCCAAGAAAAUGUUCAAGGGAGAAAGAACAAGAUCCUAACUGACGAUGAACGGUGGGCAAUUUAUCAUGCUUUGUUGGAGAAAAGUGUAAAUGGUAAAUUAAAAAAGAACACAACAAAAGAAGUGAAAGAUAUGUUCAAUAUUCUGGAGCUGCAAAGUGUUCAAAGAAUAUGGAAAAUUCACAAAAGAACUUCACCCGGCUCAGAGGUGGAUGUUUCUUCGAGGGAGGCACGGAAUUGUGGUCGUAAACAAAUUGAGGGAACGGUUCGAUUGGAGGUGGAUCGGAAGGACUUCAGUCAUGCCUGGAGA
Molecule: messenger RNA, 588 nt
Organism: Striga asiatica
Lineage: Eukaryota; Viridiplantae; Streptophyta; Magnoliopsida; Lamiales; Orobanchaceae
Source: the annotation of a GenBank genome assembly